Oncorhynchus kisutch (coho salmon) is the source of this 1851-nucleotide messenger RNA. Its product is annotated as N-acetyllactosaminide beta-1,3-N-acetylglucosaminyltransferase 2-like. NCBI's taxonomy places the organism in Eukaryota, Metazoa, Chordata, Actinopteri, Salmoniformes, Salmonidae. The transcript is spliced from 2 exons. Gene Ontology annotation, molecular function: UDP-glycosyltransferase activity; hexosyltransferase activity. The coding region runs from base 174 to 1664 and encodes 496 amino acids. The record is from RefSeq and is a predicted model, not a curated record. Gene Ontology annotation, biological process: protein O-linked glycosylation; poly-N-acetyllactosamine biosynthetic process. Gene Ontology annotation, cellular component: Golgi membrane.
AUUGUGAAAUACACGGUGUUGCUUACUGUACUUUAAAUGUGCAAAAAUGGAGUGGGACUUAAAAGUAAAUAAACAACAGUAACAUGUAUGGUGCUGAUUGAUUGAAACUGAGUGAUCGAUCAGCUCUCCACUGCCUGCUCUCUCUCCCUUGCUCCUUCUCUUUCUGUAGUUAAAUGGCGUGCUACCAUUGGCGGUGGCGGCGUGUUCUCCUAUGCCUGUGCUGUACUCCAGGUGUCCUGGUGGGAUCUCUCUGUGUGUACAUCACCCUGGCUGUGUGCUAUGGUACUACCACCACCACAGGCCCAGGCGUUGCUGCCCCUAUCCCACAAACUCCACCAGAGCGCUUCGUUGCACUGGGGUUAACCAGUAAUGGCACCGUGGCCCCCCAUCCCACCAGCUCCUUCUGGGACCCCAAGCCCCACGGAGGAGCCCUCUGGAACCUGCUCCAGUUACACAUUGACCGCCAAUACAACCCCAUCCUGAUGCCCAGCAGAGAGUACAAUUACCAUCUUGAUACCAAUAAUAACAAUAAUAAAAACUAUUUGCGGUUUUCCUUCCCCACCUUGAGUGCAGGGUUCUCUGAGAUUGGGAACUUGACGUCUCAAAUGGAGGAUUUCCCGGAGCUGCCCCUGCAGAUGCAGAUGUUUGUGCGCUCUAUGCACUUCAGGGACUACCCUGUCCUCAUUGAGCCUGCUAGACUGUGUGGGCGUGGGCCAAGGAAGGGACAGGGGCCUCUCCUAGUGCUGGCCAUUAAGACCAAGGAUCUGAACUUUGAGAACCGUCAAGCCAUCCGGCAGACAUGGGGCCGGGCGGGAUGGGUGGCAGGGGCGACAGGGAACGGCGGUGUGGUGCGGAGGGUCUUCCUCCUGGGGAAGAACCACGCAGAGCCCCGAGUAGACGUCAGCGAGCUGCUGCAGCUGGAGAACCGCCACUACGGGGACAUCCUCCAGUGGGACUUCCACGACUCCUUCUUUAACCUCACCCUGAAGGACGUACUGCUGUGGGACUGGCUCUCCACCCGCUGCUCCAUGGCACGCUUCGUCUUUAAAGGGGACGAUGACGUCCUGUUGCGGACCCCUGCUCUCUUAGACUACCUCCGGGAGCAGACGAUCCUGUCAGGUGCGCCUGGGUCAGAGUUUAUGAAGGGAUUCAUGGUAGGGGAUGUGAUAGGAGCAGCCAGCCCCAACAGAGUCAACACUACCAAGUACUUUAUUCCUGCUAGUUUCUAUAAUGGUCUGUACCCUCCGUACGGGGGUGGGGGAGGGGUGGUGUACUCAGGGGAGCUGGCCCUGAGGCUCAACCGUAUUUCCCGGAGAGUUCACCUGUACCCCAUUGAUGAUGUCUACGUGGGCAUGUGCCUCCACAGGCUCGGGGUCCACCCCAUCCACCACCCCGCCUUCCUCACCUUCGACUUCCCCAAGAAAGAGGGGGAAGAGCGGUGUGCGUACCACACUAUCUUACUGGUACACAAACGCAGCCCUGCUCAGGUGAUGAAGCUGUGGUCGGAGAUAAUGAGGAACCAGACAGAGUGCAACAGCACCAUCCUGAGAACUGAGAAGGAGAACAAGAAUACAUUUCUGAUAGAUCCAUUUAGUGUGAAAGACAACAAGGGACAGGAACUUCUGACGGAUCCAUGGGGUAGUUCUGAAAAUUCAGCUCUAUAGUGAGGUAAUCACUGACUGAUAUGAAACUGACUUAAAGCUGCAAUAUGCAACUUUGUGAGUGACCAAAUUCACAAAUGUUAGCUAUACGAGCUCAGGUGCAUUCUGUUUCCAAUGAUUAUCCUUGAGAUGUUUCUACAACUUGAUUGGAGUCCACCUGUGGUAAAUUCAAUUGAUUGGACAUGAUUUG